Molecule: messenger RNA, 1894 nt
Organism: Aricia agestis (brown argus)
Lineage: Eukaryota; Metazoa; Arthropoda; Insecta; Lepidoptera; Lycaenidae
Gene: noc
Product: zinc finger protein Noc
Exons: 2
Coding region: 305-1630 (441 amino acids)
Biological process (GO): negative regulation of DNA-templated transcription
Cellular component (GO): nucleus
Source: RefSeq, a predicted model, not a curated record
UUCCUUUUUCCCCUACCGCAAUGCAGCUAUGUGUCGUUUCCGCUUUAUUUUUUAUGACCGAGCGCUGCAGCGGAGAGAUAUAGCGCCACUCUUCUAACGGAGACUUCGGCUCGUGCCGUCUCGUUCUCGCGGGGAGGGGACGAGGGGUGACGAAACGUGGUCGCUGGUGGGGUCUCGUCGCUCACAGUCACAUCGGACGCAGCCCCGAGCGCACGCAUUCGUCGGAAACACACGCGAAAUUCACAUAGAGCAGUAGUGUUGUAGAGCCGACAGUGUAACAAGUGAUCGUGAAAGUUGUUCCCAAAUGGUGGUGCUUGAAGACGGAGGGAUGAUGUCCUCAAACCCUAAUCAAUAUUUACAACCCGAUUAUUUGUCUCCUCUUUCAUCUUCUGUAGACUCCAAGAAAAGCCCGCUCGCGCUUUUAGCGCAGACCUGCAGCCAAAUCGGUGCCGAUACUUUACCGACCAAGCCGCUGCUUUCCCAAAUGGAUAAGAAGAAGCCAGUGAACAGUGUUAGUGAUACGAUGAGCCGGUCAUCCCCCAGUGCGACCAAACCGGACAAACCCCGGUCCACCCCCGACACCAAGCAUCUAGCUUUCAAACCGUACGAAACUAACGUGUUAACCAAGAAGCCCGAGGAGACCCGGCCCUCGUCCAAGGCCAGCUCCGACAGCUCCGAUGACAAGAAAUCUGGAAAGAGCACUCCCGGCAGAAAAUCAACACCUCCUACCGCCGAGAACGGAAAGAAUAGUCCCUCCAACGAGAAGUCGUCCUCGAGCUCAUCCGGGACGAGCCCCAUCAUUAGAUCGGGCCUAGAAGUUCUGGGACACGGCAAGGAUCAUCUAGGAGCAUUUAAAAACCUCCCGGGCCUGCCGGGAUUCAAUCCUUUGACCGGCCUCUGCUGCCCGCCCGGAAUGGAGCAGCACGCCAACCCGGCCUUCAGGCCCCCGUACGCCGGUGCCCCGUUCAGCGCUCACCACGCUGCCAUGCUCGCCGCGGCCGCCGGCUUCCCCGGGUCUUCCCCGAACCCGUACCUGGGAUACGCGAGGGUGAAAACGCCCGCCGGCGGCGAAACGCUAGUGCCCGUGUGCAAGGAUCCCUAUUGUACCGGGUGCCAAUUCUCCGUGAAUAAUCACCACCUACUCAUGAGCAACGGCGCGUGUCCCGCUGGGUGCACACAAUGCGAGCACCAAAAAUACAAUCUGGCCAUGGCGAUGGCAUUAUCGCAGCAGGGCGCCGGCCUGCAGUACCCACCCUCCGUGACCCGCCCCUACGUGUGCAAUUGGAUCGUCGGGGAGUCCUACUGCGGCAAGAGGUUCGGCAACUCCGAGGAGCUGUUGCAGCACCUGAGGAGCCACACGACCGACGGUUCCACUCCCGUGUCGUCGUCGUCGACGCAGGCAUCGCUCCUGAACCCCCUGAAUCCCCUGUUCACGACGGCCGGCCUGCGCAGCGCGUACCCGACGGCCCCGCUGAGCCCGCUCUCCGCGAGUAGAUACCAUCCCUACUCGAAGGGGCUCCCGGCGGGCCUCGGGGCUUCCCCCUACGGAGCCUUCAACCCGGCCCUGGGCCCGUUCUACUCGCCCUACAUGUACGGCCAGAGGCUCGGGGCCGCCGCGGUUCACCAGUAGACUGUUCGAUGACAUUAAAUGUUGUAUUGUCCAAUUUUCUUCUGUGAUAUCAAUAGACUAAUUCGUGUUUAUCACGCGAUGACAAAUUUAGUGAAUAGUGCAAUCUAAACUAGUUGUAUUGUAAGUUAUUUCGCCGUCGGAGCACGAACUCUGCGCGGGUGGUUCGGAAAGUUACAAAGACUAUGUACAGCCAAAUGAAUUGUGUAAAUAUUAUCUAUGUUUAUCAAUUAAAGAAUUAUUUCAAAUACAAUAUCUUAAAAAUUA